AUGGACGAUUUGGCUGAUUGCCGUGAAGUGUUCGCAUAUUUCGAUAGCAAGGGUGAUGAGCGAAUCUCUGUCCAACAGGUCGGCGACGUUCUCCGUGCUUUGGGUCAGAACCCAACAGAAGCCGAAAUUCACCGGUGUGUCGGUUCUUUCGACAAAGAAGCUCGUUUGUCGUUUGAAGACUUUGUUCCAAUUUUCCAGUCUGUUUCUAAGAACCGUGAGAAACACACCGUUGAAGAAUUUGUUGAAGGACUGUCUCAUUUUGACAAAGAAGGAAAUGGAAUGAUCAAUGUAGCCGAGCUCCGACACUUGCUCACAACACUCGGAGAACGUCUUUCUGACGAAGAUGUUGAUCAAUUACUUGCCGGGCACAAUGAUUCGCAUGGAAAUGUUAAUAUUUCUGACUUCGUCCGUGCCGUUAUGAAUUCAUAA
Caenorhabditis remanei is the source of this 429-nucleotide messenger RNA. RefSeq lists its product as uncharacterized. The record is from RefSeq and is a predicted model, not a curated record. Lineage: Eukaryota; Metazoa; Nematoda; Chromadorea; Rhabditida; Rhabditidae. Bases 1 to 429 code for a protein of 142 amino acids. Gene Ontology annotation, cellular component: myosin II complex. Gene Ontology annotation, molecular function: calcium ion binding. The transcript is spliced from 4 exons.